Messenger RNA from Leptosia nina, 3321 nucleotides. NCBI's taxonomy places the organism in Eukaryota, Metazoa, Arthropoda, Insecta, Lepidoptera, Pieridae. The record is from the annotation of a GenBank genome assembly.
AUGGGGUACACGAGGUACGUGGCCUGUGCGGUGUUGCUGAUCUGCCCGUUGGCGCUCAGCCGGCACGACGAUGACUUCGCCUUUGAUAACAACGAAGAGUUUCAGGUUGAGCUGACAGCGAACCAUUCUGAGAUAGCAAAAAAUGGCCUAAGACGAUUGUGGGGCGUUCCUGACACAUCGGCCUAUGUGGGACACCUAUUCCGGAUGGAAAUCCCGAAAGAAGCGUUUUCGGGAGAGGUUUUAGCAUAUAAGGUUCGAAGUGAAGGCGAUCGUCGGCUGCCUAGCUGGCUGGCCGUGGACACAAAACAUGGCCUGAUCAGCGGAGUGCCACAGAAACAGGACCUCGGAACGCACACCUUUUCAGUCACGGCGCACGGACGGACACAUGGCUUGACGGCUACCGACACGUUCACUAUCGAAGUAAAGAAAGCCGACGAAAAGCCGCAGUCGCGAUACGGCACUUGUAUACACAACGAAAACAGACUGGUUCUAGUGAUACUCAUAGAUGCUGCCUUCCAAAAAAUACUGCCUCGGCACAGGAUACGCGCACUCAUGGAACUCGCCAGUUUUAUGGCGUUAGAUGGGGAUGAAUUUUGGAUGGAGCCGCACAAAACGGAAUAUACUCACGGGCAUUCAGUGAUUCUAAGCGGUCCGGGCUCAACGAAGCGUAGGCAUAGUGAAGCGACCACUGCCAUUUACUUAAACGUUGGUUGUGGAGAAAAACUUUGGAGUAGACAUAAAGUUCUCGUUGCUGGUCUACGAGAACAGUCCAGAGACGGCACUUUGCACCAAUUGCUUCAGCUUCCAGUUCUCGGUUGGAGACUAUUAGCUGUUAAACCAAAUUCCAGACUUAAACGACAGUCGCCACUGGAUGGCUCUGGUGACUACGAUAACUAUGAUGGUGAAGAAGAUCCAGCUGAUUACAGCGGUUAUGACGAUGAUGAUGACGACUUCGACUCGCCCAUUGAUUUGGGACCCGUACCUGACUUGGACCACAAAGUGAAAAUCACUCCUUACUCGGAGACUGCCUCCGAAGCGAGUAGUGUUAAUUUCUCGAAGGAACCCGCUCCUGUCAACAGAAACCUUGACGAUCAUUCACCAAUAGUCAUAGUCCCAGAAGAAGUAACGACUUCUACAGAAGCUGAACUGCAAACCGUAAUAAUACGCGCAUCAAACGAACUACCACCGGUGUCCUCCUCCGAAACCCCCACAUCGCCCACGUCGCCCGUCGAGACGGAGCCGACAACUCUGUCGACGACAUCGACGACAACAUCGACGACGUCAACGACAACCACGACGACUCCAGCGCCGACAACGCCGUUGCCAACUGUAACUUUGACCACGCCAACAACAGUUUUAACUACUCCCGAAACGACGACUGAGGAAGUGACAAAGCAGGAGACUAUGACGUCAUCGGAGCGUACGAGUACAAUAAUAGGGCGUACCACGGAGACAGUGACUUUCGCGAUGCCUAUCAAUCAGCCGCCAACACUGAAGCACCAUAUGAAGAAACUGGCUAUCACCGCUGGAAAGGCCUUCAGAUAUAUAAUCCCCGCGGACCUAUUCACGGAUCCCGAAGAAGGCAGCAAUCUCACAUUCACAAUGUACGAAGCUGAAAAUGUCCCGCUCAGCCAGAACUCAUGGAUACAAUUCAUUCCCAGCGAGAGGGAAGUGUAUGGAUUACCGCUCGAGGCUCACGUGUCCCGCUGGAACUUCAUAGUAGAAGCCCGUGACAGCGAAGGCCUUGUAGCGCGCGGUCCGCUGGACAUCACCGUGCAGCAACACAAGAGCGCCCGCACCGUCAACCACCACUUCACCAUGCACUUCAAACUGAUGAAGCACUACACCAACACGAUAGACUGGCAGAUCCGCGCCUUGGAAGGGAUCGUCAACCUAUUCCGGGAUACCGAUAUGGACCAUCUUACGGUAUUGAAUGCGACUUUGAUUGGCGAUACCUGUGAGUUCGUAUGGACAAACGAUACGCUGCCAAAAGAUAUGGCGUGUCCAAUGGACGAUAUUAAUCGACUUAUGAAGAUCCUUGAAUCCGACUCUGAACCUGGUGGUCCAUCGGCCGGUUUGGCCCGUGCUAUGUCACCAGAGUUGAAAGUCAGUGCAGUCAGCUGGCGUGGUCUCGGUCGGUGCGCUGUGGCCCCGGCAACUCGGCCUCCGGACACCUACCCUCCCGUCACGAGGAACCAGGUCGACCACCUAACUGCCACCGUGGGACACUUGCUAGUCUAUAAAGUUCCGGAGGAUACAUUCUUCGAUCCAGAAGACGGUGGUACUCGUAAUCUGCAUCUGUCGCUACGGUUCAGCGAUCGUUCCGAAAUACCAACCAACCACUGGUUGCAGUUCGAUGCCAAUAACCAAGAGUUUUAUGGUCUACCCUCCACCAACGACCAGGGCAGUGUGCAUUAUCAAUUGAUUGCGGAAGACUCCAGCAAGAAGAGUGCAUACGACAGUCUCAUAGUUGAAGUGGCGAAGGCUCCGACAAUUCGCCCGACCGUCGAAUUCCAAAUGACCAUGGACCCUUCGCCAAAUCUGAUGCAGACUGCUGGCAAUAAGAGGAAGAUAGUGGAAAAGCUGGCUGCGCUGUUCGACCAGAAGGAGACUGAGAAUAUAAGAAUACAGAGUAUCUCCGACAACCCUCCUACUAUCAUAUGGUACAACACGAGUCUACCAAUGGACAGAUGUCCGAAAAGAGAGAUCGAAGAACUGCGCAACUCCAUAAUCGUGGACGAAAGAGGUGCCAUGGGCGGCAACUUGAAAGAGAAGGUGGACCAAAUCUUCGAUAAGGACCUCAAAGUGAUGUCCAUAAGGCUGAUCCCGCUUGGGCUCUGCGCGGAACAAAACACGAAGACGCCGAAGGCAAUGGUCCCGUCGCACAGCGGAAACAUGAAUAGCAAGACACCAAACGCCAGCCCAGAGUAUUCGGACUAUCUGGUCACCUUUGUUAUACCGGCUGUGGUCAUUGUUUGUAUGAUUCUCUUGGCUGGAAUCAUUGCCUGCGUCCUGUAUCGGAGACGGCGAACUGGAAAAAUGAGCGUUGGCGACGAGGAAGAGCGCCAAGCGUUCCGGUCAAAAGGUAUCCCAGUCAUCUUCCAAGACGAGUUGGAAGAGAGAACUGACACUGAACCCGUCGAUAAGAGCCCAGUUAUCAUGCGCGAGGAAAAGCCACCGUUAUUGCCACCCGCACCAGAGUACAGGAACGGGGAGGACGCGCCUUACAGGCCUCCGCCCCCCUUCGCGGCUUCCCGAACACCCCCAAGGCCCAAAGCGACACCAACAUACAGAAAACCACCACCAUACGUGCCCCCUUAA